This is a messenger RNA of Saccostrea cuccullata (small rock oyster), 1909 nucleotides long. Its product is annotated as lysophosphatidylcholine acyltransferase 2-like. The coding region runs from base 97 to 1587 and encodes 496 amino acids. Gene Ontology annotation, cellular component: endoplasmic reticulum. The record is from RefSeq and is a predicted model, not a curated record. Gene Ontology annotation, molecular function: calcium ion binding; lysophosphatidic acid acyltransferase activity. The transcript is spliced from 13 exons. Lineage: Eukaryota; Metazoa; Mollusca; Bivalvia; Ostreida; Ostreidae.
UUAAACUUCCUGUGUGAAGAAAGAUGAGGUGAUAGGCUGAAAGUGAAUCACUGCUUUAACUGUUUACGAUAGAUCUUGCCGACAAAUCAAGGGAAAAUGAAGCGACCUGUUGUUGUGCCUCGUCAGGAAUCUCUCAUGUAUCCAAUUGUAAAAAAUCCGUUCGUGCAUAAUCUGCAAUUUACUACGCUAGAUAUUGUUAGAAUAGCGAUUAUGUCGGUCACUAUAGCACCUGUAAGACUGGUCUCCUUGUCCCUGCUAUUUGGACUCGCCUGGUUACUAGCAAAGAUUUCAUUGGCUUGGAGAACACCAGAAGAAAAAGAGAAACCAUUAGAAGGAUGGAGAAAGUUCUUGAUGAGACCAAUGAUUAUGGUGGGAAGAGCUGGUAUAUUUUGUACAAGUUUCCAUAACGUUAAGGUCAAAGGUCAUCGGUCCACCGCCAAGGAAGCGCCCCUCCUGGUAGUGGGCCCCCACUCCAGUUUUUUCGAUAGUCUUGUCUUGUUUUAUUGUUGGGAAUUUCCAUCGGUGGUGUCUAAGCAGGAAAUCUCCUCCCUUUUCGUACUGGGAACUCUUAUAGAGUACACACAGCCAGUGCUAGUCAAGAGAGAGGAUCCUAAUUCCAGAACUAACACAAUUAAGGAAAUUCACAGAAGAGCUCAUUCAGGGGGAAAAUGGCCCCAAAUCAUCAUCUUCCCGGAGGGAACAUGUACAAAUAGAAGUUGCCUUAUAAAUUUUAAAUCUGGUGCUUUUUAUCCAGGCUCCCCUGUGCAGCCUAUAUGUAUACGAUACCCAAAUCAGUUUGAUACAGUAACAUGGACAUGGGAAGGGCCUGGGGCCUUUGCCUUGUUAUGGUAUACGUUAUGUCAGUUUCACACAAAAUGUGAAAUUGAGUUUUUACCUGUGUAUACGCCAUCAGAAGAGGAGAAGAAGGAUGCUGCAUUAUUUGCAGCCAAUGUCAGGGCCACCAUGGCAAAAGCCCUUGACAUUCCUGUAACUGAUCAUUCCUAUGAUGACUGCAGAUUGAUGCAGAAAGCAGCUAAACUCAAGCUCCCUAAAGCUGAAGGACUUGUCGAGUUCAUGAAGUUAAACAAAAAACUAGGGUUGAAUUUUGAUGCAGCCAGUGAGCUGUUAGAUAGAUUCUAUGCUAUUGCAAAGAACAGGGAGGGCAAAGUUACCUACGAACAGUUUGCAAAUUAUCUACAUUUGCCAAAAUCUAAUGCACUGGAAGAAGUUUUCUCCCUUUAUGAUCGUGAUGGAUCAGGGACGAUUGACUUCAGGGAGUACGCUAUAGGACUGUCUCUAGUAUCCUCUCCCGAAAACACAGAGGAGACCAUUCAAUUCGCAUUCCAGCUGUUUGAUGAGGGAAACAAAGGAUACAUUACCAAGCCCGAGCUUGGACAAAUUCUACAUAAUGCUUUCAACAUGGAUGGGCUCGACUCAGAUGCUCUGUUUGAUGAAGUGGAUGUGAAUCAAGAUGGCAAAAUCUGCUUUGAUGAGUUUUCCAAGCAUGCAAUGAAGAAGCCAGAAUAUGCAAAGUUGUUCAAGACCUACCAGGAUGCAAAAACCAAUGGUCACCAGAAACAGGAAUAAAAACUGAUCUGAGGGCAGCAGCUUAGGAUGUACCAAAUGAGCAUGUGCACAGAGAGAACAGGAAGUGACAUCGUUGUCAGUGAUGCUGGUGCUUAAUUGUGUCUGGUUUAGUUUGUCUUGGUUUUUGUUUAUGACAGUAUUAUUGUUGUCUGUUUCAUUUUCGGGGUUAUAUCUGUGACCUAGUCAUGGUUUUUAAUUUCUUUGAAAUAUAUGUAUGUUUUUAUGUAUAUAUACCUUAAUUUCUGGAAGGUAGGUUAGUAGUACCAUUGUUGGAUGUGCUGGUCUAUGCUAUAACAUAGAAUUUAAUUAGUUUGGUAUUAAG